This is a messenger RNA of Hyaloperonospora brassicae, 462 nucleotides long. NCBI's taxonomy places the organism in Eukaryota, Oomycota, Peronosporomycetes, Peronosporales, Peronosporaceae. The record is from the annotation of a GenBank genome assembly.
AUGGAACCGUAUCAGCUCCAAAUGACGCGAGGCGAUGACGGACACAAACUCGUCCACUUGCCUACAGGCGGAUGCGUUGCUGUCCCAUUCGAUCCGCUGUACGCAGCCGAACGCGCUGCUGCUGAAGCUGCUCGAGCCAUUGAUCCACCCGAUGAACUCCGGUGCAAGUACAAAAGCACUCGCUGCCUAAACUUGCGGGCCAAGAAGCGGAACGGCGAGCUGCACAACUUCUGCCAGAUCCACCGCGAGCGUGCAAACCAGAACCAACGCAACUCGGAGCAGCGGAAACGGUAUCCAAAGCAAGGGGCGCGGCGAAACGAGCGCGACCCCGAGGACUAUCCUCGUCAUCUACAUCUCCUCGAGCCGCUCCAAGGUGAGGACAGCUCGCAUUUGGAACCAACGUAUGACGAACUAAAGGAAGCGGCGAUGCUACUGAGUAUUCCUGAUCGCGACCGAGAGUAA